UUCAUGUGCUAUGUCUUCAUUUUCUGCCUCCCUUCUCACAUUAGCAAGAAGCUGGAUCAGAAGUACAGUUUGCCAGGGCUAGAACAAGCUCCAAUAUGUGAUGUGGACAUGCCAAGUUGCAGCUUAACUCACUGUGCCAAAAAAACCACACCUGUUUUUAUAUUAAAGAAUGGAGAGCAGCAGUUAGGAAGGUUAUGUUCAAUCUGAAGACACGGGUCCUGAUCCUCAGACGCAGGUGCACUGUGCCUGUUGUCAUUUACUGGGCUCUGUGUGGUUCCUGGUCAGAGAUGUCUUCCAGUACAUAUUGCCCCCCCAACUCCCUGACUCAAGCCUACUCCUCAAGCCUUCGCUUUCCAUCACUGAGAGCAUAAAGAACGAUCCCAGAGAGUCACCAUUCCCUCAACCAAUUCUGAUCUGACCCUUUAGAAACUACGAAAUCCCAGACAUCUCCCAGACAGCCCUACCAGUCACCACAAUGUGGACUUUCCUACCCUAUGCAGCCAUCACUGAUUGUAUAAGGACACCAUCUCAAGGGACCAACAUCCUCCUAGCAGUCCUGUUCUUGGGGAACACAGCUUCUAGAGUGGCCAGAGGGACCACCAGGCCAUGCAACCAGGGGUGGCCAAUAUACGCUCCCUGUGGUUUCAGCAGGGCCCUCUGAAGAGGAGUACCACCUGCUAGCAGGAUGAAGUUAGCCUCAGAGAUGACAAGGUUAUGCUCAUGAAUCACAAGGCCAUGGUAGGGAGAGGUUUCUUCCCAGACUUUUGACCUUCUUGUGCUAGGGUUUAAGGGAAGGGUUCCACUAAGAAGUGUCAGUUAAAGAAGCCUAAGGUGGGGUCUGUGUUCAGAGUUUGAAUCAGCUGGCUUUACCUAGGCCAGGUGGCCACGUGGCACCACAGCUGUAUAAGUCCCCUGGCUUGCUGUGGAGUACUGAGGAGCCCAGUGCCACUAGGGAGGCAAUGCUGAUCCAGGUGUUGGGAGACACCUAUAGAACUAGGAGUCACCCUGUGUGACUCUACGGGCAGUGAGAACUCAUUGUUCCAUCCUGGCAAUGAAGGGUAUUUGAGAAUUGCUAUUCGAGAAGGGUAUUGAGAAUUGGUUCCCCUAUUCCAUUCACCCUUCUCCUUUGUCUCCACAGCAUCUCCAGGGCUGGGAACAGCCAUGAUCACGCACCCAGGCACCGCCCCGUCUCUCGUCAUGCUGCUGCCCUUUCCCCAACCAACUCACGGCCCUGCACCCCAGCCACCCUGGGGGCAGCCCCAUCCACCCCUCCUGAAUGUGGCAUUCCCUCCAGGCAGCCGCCUCGUACUGCCUGCUGCCAUCCCCAGGAUGCCCGCGGUGGCUGGAGAUGGUGGCUGCGGCCCAAAUGGGGCUGGGAACGUCCACCUAUUACUCCAGUUGAGGACAGGAGGGCAGCCAGUGGAGCCCCUCCAUUCUCAGACCUUGGUCUACAACCAAACCCGUAUCAGCCUCAAUGCCCCAGAGGGGUUCUGUGGGGCAGGGCAGAACCCUGCUCCCAUAGCAGUGCCUGGGUCUUCCCUACAUGCUACAGUGCCUGCACCUACCAUGGCGGGAACCCAGGCCAGUCAGGGGGGCUGGCCUCUGGGACUCCCUCCUCCAACUCCACCACCAUCUGCCCAGCUGGCCCCAAUGGUCUUCCCAGUUAACAACGGGCCACCACCACAAGGGGCAGACAAGGAGUGUAUCCUGCCUACUCCCAAGGCCCAAGCCUCACCAGAGGACCCCUGCAACUCCACCAGCGUCUACGAGAACUUCCGGCGCUGGCAGCACUUCAAGGCCCUGGCCCGGAGGCUCCUGCCCCAGAGCCCUGACACAGAAGCUCUGUCCUGCUUCCUCAUCCCCGUGCUGCGGACCCUGGCCCAGCGGAGGCCCACCAUGCCGCUGGAGGAGGGCCUGCGGUUUGCCUUGCGGGAAUGGCAGCACAAGAGCAACUUCGACCGCAUGAUCUUCUACGAGAUGGCAGAAAAGUUCAUGGAGUUUGAGGAAGAGGAGGAGAUUCAGAUGCAGAAGCUGGAGUGGAUGAAGGGGAAACCUUGCCAGCCCCCACUGGUCUCACCAGCACUGCUUCCUCAAGGGCCCCCAGCCCCUGUGGCUGUCCAGCAGCCAGGGUGUGCCCCCAGGAAGGCCAGCUCCAAGGCCCUGCCUGCCUGUCCAGUGCCACCCAGACACCAGGGGCCUCAGGAAAAGACACCCAAGGAGAUCCCACCAGAGGCCGUGAAGGAGUACAUGGAAAUCAUGGACACGUUGCUGGGGCCAACACCCUUGUCCUUGGAGCCUCCCGAUGGCCACCCAGAAGAGGACAGAGAUGAAGGCUUCCUGGAGAAUGAGGGGUCAUGCCCGGACCCGGAAAUGCUGUCCUACAUUGACCAUCUAUGCUCCCAGGUGGAUUUUGUCACCAAGGCGGAGGCCAUCAUUCACCCCAGAUUCCUGGAAGAACUGCUUUCCCCAGAUCCACAGCUGGACCUCACGGCCCUGCCCAAGGAGCUGGAGAAGGAGGAAGGGCUGACUGCUGACCAGGUAAAGGACAGAAGGUGGUCAGCAGGGGGGACUGCUCACAGGGGGACCUCAGCACUGCAGGAGGUCCUGGACGGCUCUGUGCCCUGGGCAGCACUGGGGGUGGCCCUCACUGGUCCUAACAGGCGGCCCCAUGCUGUCCCAGAGGCCGGGAAAAGGGCGGGCCAGCACGAGUCUGCUCAUCAGUGUACCACAGGCAGUGGCUGGCACAAGCCUCCUGGCAGACAAGAGAAGGGCUGGCUCCUGGGACACACGGGGGCAGCUGAGGCCCUUCGCAGCCCCUGCAGUUUCUGUGAAGGCGUCCUGGGCUGGGAGGAAAGAACCUGGGCGGCACCACGGGGGCUCUCAGGACCUGACUCCUACCCUAGACAGGCUCUGCAGUGUCCAGACCAGCACGGCCCUGUGAAGGACUUCAAACCCCACUAA
Molecule: messenger RNA, 2961 nt
Organism: Oryctolagus cuniculus (rabbit)
Lineage: Eukaryota; Metazoa; Chordata; Mammalia; Lagomorpha; Leporidae
Source: RefSeq, a predicted model, not a curated record